UCCAGAGCCAUCUUUCUGUCUGGCUCUCCUCUUUGAUAAACUGCAACCUUCUUUCUAAAGCAGUCGCCAUGUUGUUUAUUCCCAGCUUGGACAACCAUGAUGAAGACUUUUCCUUCAACAUAUGCCUUGUAUAUAAUUGGAGGAGUGUUGUGGCAAGUUACUUUUACCCCACUGCCUUUCCUUCACUGUUGCAGCAAUUUUGAACCUUAAGAGGCAGAAACAGGAAAUGCAUCAAUCAAGAUCAUUAAUGCACCAAAGAUACCAGGGGCCACAGUAUGAAAGAUCCUUUCAAUUACUUUUAACAACAGAAAAAAUCCUGCCACUAAAGAUGCAGAUUCAAACAUGCAGAUUCUUCCUUGAAAUCUAGAAAACAGUACAGUAUUAGCUAAAAGAAUCCUUUAACAUGCAUAUGGGGCUGUUUUAAAAACAACACAAAUAUAUUGUUAUUGAUAUUUGUUAGAUUCAUAGCCCACACUUUCUCGAGAAGCUCCAGGUUAUUUAACGUGAGAGAGUCCAGUCAUUUUAUACUCAAGCUGAGAGAACACAAGUAGCCCAAUGUCAUCCAAUGAGUUUCCAUAAUUCAAAGUGGAUUAGAAUCUGGAUUUCCCCGAUACUAGUCAAUACUUUAUCAUUACACCAGAGUCUGGGGCCUAGAUAGCACAAUAUGGUAUACAUAUUGUGGAAAGUCAGCACCCACCCACCUUCCUAGAGAAGAAAAUAUUUGAGGUGAUAUUAAAAAGGCAUAAUAUUAUAUUUACCCAAAGGAAUAAUGGAGAAAAAAAUCAUAGACAAAAACAGUCUCCCUGCCCCAGGCAGAAACUGAACAGGCCAGCUUUUAGAAAUGCAGAUUUGGUAAUCUAUUCAGGAAGACUUGGUCAAUCUAUUCAUAAGAUAAAUGCAUUUAGAUACAACUCCCAUAGAUAGAGGACUGGAACUGAGGGGAUUAGAAAAAGAAAGAUUCCAAGGGCAGGACAUGACCUUUAGGACAUAAUAGGAUUAACCCAGCGCCAUUAGAAUACCAAAAGGGCACAGGUCAAAGUACAUUGCACAGGAACAGGCAUUUAAAAUACAAAGCCCAAGAAGGUAUAAAAACCCACCCACUCUCAAUUCCAGUUGGUCAACUGUGCCAGAACCACAUGAUUGCUGAUUCUGCUUAUCAAUAAAGAGAUCUUCUUUCAAAAGCAGCCUCUGUUUUAUUCCCAGCUUGGAACUGGAGUUGGUUUGUCUUCCCACAGUAUGUUAAUUAAAAACAAUCAAUUUGUGAUUGAAUAUGUAAUGAACCAGGCCAAUGUAUGUGCUCAUAUCCUGCUAACCAGUAAGAUAUUCUAUUUUAUUUUGGUUUAGUGUGUCUCAGAGAUUAUAGUAAUAAAUUACUGUACUGUACCAUAAAUUGUUGGGUUCUCCCUUUUUAUAUUGCUGUGCCUUUUAUUUUGUAGUUCUAUUGAUUCUUUCAUAUUAUUCUAUGCACUGUAUUUUUAAAAAUGUGCUUGCAAUUUUACGAUUAAAAAAAUAACUUGGAAUUGAUUCACCAUCAGCUAUCCAUGGUUGUUAAUGAGCAGUCCUGUCUUCGGUUAUCUCACAUAUGUGCUGUCCUAGAUGUGUCAAUAGCAUUGCUGCUGUUUACAGCUAUUCCAGGGGCAAAAACAAGGGCAAAAUGGGCUUUCUGAAAAUUGAAAUAGAUUAAAAAUCACUUGAGCACAAUGUUUCAAGAUUGGCUAUCUAGACUUGCCAAAUUAAAUAUAAAAAAUGAGUGAGCUAAAAAAAAUAAAUCUUAACCAGUGUCAUCUUUCACUAUGAGCAAGAAUAACUAAUAGUUUUGUUCUUAAUUAUAAAAUAAAAACUUCAUCUAUAAAUGAUAUACAUUUAUAAUGCUUCAUAUGAAAUAGUAUGUAUUUGUUGAGAGUUGGGUGAAAUCUAGAGCUCAUUUGCCCUUUCCUUCACUUUUGAAACAAUCCCUGAAUUUUGCUUCUCACAGAAAUGCCAUCAUUCCCAGGGUUCUAACCUUAUUAGAAUAUAGAUCUAAAAUAUGGGAUUUCAGCAGUCAGACAGCUUUAGCAUAUAUCAUUACAGUGUUGGUAUAAGAAUCCAGUUCUUUUUUUUAUAUCAAAUACAACAUGAAUUAAUCAAUUCAUGAUACAACAGAAUGCAAAUAAAUGUUCUAUCAGUCACAGUCUUAGGGCAUGUGGGGAGUUGUGGAAGCAAUUGUCACUAAGGAAACCUAGAUAGAUUUCAGAGUACAGCUCCACAGACACCCUGCUGUGAAACCCUCUGGUUGAAGUUGGACUCCAUAGAGCCCUUCAACUGUUAACUACUAUCCUGCACAGCAGAAUUCUUGCCUAGAUUUUGUCACCUUGGUGGUGGUACAGCUGCCAAAGCUAGUUAUUGGUGACUUCAAACUGUAGAAUUUGGAGCAGCUCAAGAAUUCAUGACAAUUCUUGACUUGAGCAUUGGAGAUUGCAUAUUGGUCUGGUUUCUGUCUUGGGGUAGUGUGAUAGAAUAUGCACCUGGAGAAGCCAUGCAUGGAAUUUUGGCAGCACAGAGCUUUUUCAAGGUGGAGGCAGUACAUUCUAAAGAGAAACCCAAAUUUAAAAGUCUGUGCAGUCUUGAACUAAGAGGAAGGGGGAAGGAGAUGUUUACGGUAGCCACAUCCUAGAAUUUCUCAAGAUGUAUCUAUUAGUAUGGAUGGAUAUAGCUUUAGUUCGGCAAGAUUCUGUCCAUUAGCUGUAAGCAAAUAAAUGAUUGGGCUCAAUUGGAUUUCACUGUCAUCUUUCAACUUGGGCCUAACAAAUAGUUGCGUUGUGAGCUGGUAAUCAAAGUCCUUGCUAUGGGUGGGUCACUCUGUGAUUGCUUUUACUUGACUGGUUAGGGUUCCAGAAGGGUUUUAGAAGGAUGGGUUCCAGAAAUUGCUUAGCGGUUUUUUUUUGAGUUUUCAGCAGACAGUUCAAUUGAGUCCUUUGUUGCACUCUAAAAUAGGCAUGGAUUUAGAUUGGAUUGUUUCUAUAUAGCCUCUGACUGUAGUCCAUCCUGGGUGUUUCUUGGUUUUCUGAGAAGCUCCAGGAGAUGAAAUAGCAGAAGAGAUGCUAAGAGUGACAAUGGAGAAAGAUAAAGAGUAAAACCUUUACUACAGGCUUCCUACAGAUAAGAACCCAUUGUGGCAAAAAAAGCAACAAAAUGUGAGUAUUUUUUCUGCUGUUAUCAUAACCACAAUUAGCUGUCCAGCAGCCCUUUAUAAGGUGCCCAUUCAUUGCUGCAGAGAACAGGCUACAAGAACGUUUGAAGAGGCUCUGUGAAGAAUAAUUUAGGCAUCUGGAAUAAAGUCACUCAGAUCCAUUUGGAAUCAUCCAUUUGGAUGAUGGAAGCACAAUCUUGCAUGCUUAGCUGGGUUGAGUCUUGUUCAGGAGACAUUUUUACCUUAUUAGUUCUUUAUCCAGAAUUCAUAGCUAACAAUACAUUACUGUUGAAAUGUUGUUUAUCGCUAGGCUGGCUGGACAAAUUAAGGAAGAAAGAUCUGGUGGGAUAUAUGAGCAAGAUGGUGCUACUGACCUUAUGACCUACUGGAUGCUUCUUAUAGGUGUUGGUUAAUCACUGUAGGAAUAGAAUGGUGGACCAAUUCACCAAAUGUUUUAGUAUUAUAGCUCUCACCACCUCUUGCCAUUGGCUAUUGAUGUCCAAAUAUGGCAAUGGGGAGUGCUGGCAAUUGAUGUCUAACUUUUACCUUCUUCUAAGUCUUUGAUAUAAUCCAAGCUGACUCUUAUUACAGCCUAACACAUAGCAGAUGACAACAUAAUACUUUCCAGAGGUACGAUAUUUCUUUAGGUUUUCUAAGUAAUGGGGAGGUUGUGGUCAAUUGUGUAAGAAGAUCUUAUUGUUCUUAUUAAGAGUCUUUUGCCCAGGGACAUAUAUGAGUUGUUGAUUUUUUAGGUUUCAUCCUGUUUUUAUUAUUCUUGACCCAUGUAGGUGUUUCCAUUCCAUCUUUAAUAUCCUGAUCACAGAUGUUUAAUUUCUGAGUUUAGCUAGCUAAUUUAUAUUUAGCAAAAAGUUUUACACUCAUAAAUUAGUACAUUCCAGCAACUAGAAUGUAGCUCUGUAAAAGCGUAUUCUCUUAACCUGUUUGAACUAGGUCUUUUGUUUCGCAAUAAUGGAUUCAUAUGCAAAUCUAGAGGAAUUUUAAUUUGGUUUUAAAACAUUUUUCUCUGGUGCACAAGAAGAUGGUGUACAGGAAGAUGUUGCAAUGUUGUAAGGGAGAAGUGACAACUUUAGUUCACUUUUAAAAAGGGCUUUGAAAUUCUGUGGGCAAAAACUUAAGAACAUUUACACCUGCUCAGGUUUAUACUUCAGCUGAAAUCAUACCUAGAGCACCUGGGCCUGACCUACGUUAUCCAUGCACUUGCUUCUUUGUCAGAGCAUUUGUAAUGAAUGUUGUGGAGGGCUGCCUUUGAAUGACAGUGUUCCCUUCUGUAAGCACUACCCUUUUCUGCAACACCCUCUUCUGAAAACCGGAAGCGUUGUUAGUAUUCUGUGAGCUAAGUGAAACAAAUGUCAAAGUUCAACAACUGGGCGUGAGAAGGAACUUAAAACUGCUAUCAGUUGGUAAUAUUUUCCGAAUAGCUGUCUCAAAACAAACUGCAGUCAAACCAAGGUAGCCUUCAUCAUUCAGUGCACUACUAGACUUGAUUAAAUUCAGACUCAAAGAACCAUCUGAUCUCACCAAUGGAUUUUUUGGAGAAUAACCGUGAACAGCUUAUUCAAACAAUGAAGAGGACAACUAUCAUGAAAAUUGUAGAUUGUCUUUUUGCAAAAUCUGUUUUGUCAUGUGAAGAAAAAGAUAGUAUCAUGUGCCAAAAAGUAAAUCAGGAUGCGUCAAGAAAAUUGAUAUGUUCCAUUUUGGAAAAAGGUGACAAAGCCUGUGAUAUUUUGGUGACAUCACUGGAGAAAAUAGAUUUUUUCCUGUUUAAGAAACUACAGGGAUCCCAUACAGAUGGGCAAGUUACACAACAGGAUGUCAAUUGCUUGGCUCAGGAUUUAGCUAGCUUAUAUAGGAAUCCAUCCUUUGAACGUUUUCAUCCACUAGGUGGAGAAAUUGAUAUCAUCUUUAAUUUGAAGAAUACCUAUACAGAUAUCUUGCUUUGGAAGAAAGAUAUCCAUAAUUCCCGAUUGGUGCAAAUGACUUUAAAUGCCCUUUUAGAUGAACUGGAAAGUCCCUGUGUCAUAGAGGGGGAGGCUGGAAAAGGAAAAACGACUCUUCUCAAAAAAAUUGCUUUACUCUGGGCUAGUGAAGAUCAUCCUUCUCUGAUGCCGUUCAAGCUUGUCUUCUUCAUCAGCCUGAGUGGGGUGGAGGCAGGACUAUAUGAGACCAUAUGUGAGCAGCUUCUUAAGAAGAACUAUAGAAUAUGUAAAGAAGACUUUAUGGAGAUAUUAGAAUUGCUAGCGGAAAAAGUCCUUUUCCUUUUAGAUGGAUAUGAUGAAUUCAAAUCUCAGAGCUGCCCAGAAAUAGAAGCGCUGAUAAAAGAAAGUCAUAAAUUCAAGAACACAGUUAUUGUUACUACAAGGACAGAGUCAAUUCGAAGACUGAGGCUGUUUGGGUCACUGAUUGCUGAGACAGGUGAUCUAACAGUGGAAAGUGCAAAAAAACUAGUUAAAAAUGUAUUGAAGGAAGCCACAUUAGCUGAGGGCCUGCUGUCUCAAUUGGAGAGUUUAGAUUCCACUUUUCAGAAUUCAGGGAUUCAGUUUGAGAACCUUAUGAGGACCCCUUUAUUUGUCAUUAUUGCUUGUGCCAUCCAAAUGGGAGAAUCCACUUUUACUCCACAUACACAAACCAUUCUGUUCUCCACCUUAUACGAUUUGCUAGUAAAGAAAAACAAGUACAAGAUCAGAGAGACAAGUGACAAACAUUUUCGGCUCAGCUUAAUUCACUGUGGAAAUUUAGCUUUGGAUGGAAUCUUUGAGCAAAAAUUUGUUUUUCAUCCCGAGGAUUUCUCAAGCGUGAAAGAAAAAGUGCUGUUAACUAUAGGUCUUAUGCACAAGUACACAGCUCAGAGACUAAAAGAAGCAUAUACGUUUUUUCAUAAAUCUUUCCAAGAAUAUAUUGCAGGUAGAAGACUUUCCAGACUAUUGAGAUCCCAUAGGGAUGAGGAAGUAACCAGAGGGUUCAGUUAUCUCCAAAGGAUUAGCAGUUUCUCAGAUAUAAUUACCACUUACCACAGUUUACUUCUGUAUACCUGUGGAUCGUCUUCUGAAGCCACCAGAAAAAUUAUCAGGCAUUUAUCAGCCAUUCAUCAGCAGGGCAGUCUUUUUGGAUUGCCUUUGGCUCGUGAUUUAUUUCCAGAAGAACUCACGAAAUACGAACGAAUUGCUGAAGAAGAGCAAGGGUUAAUAGCAACUCGGGAAAAUUCAUUUGUGGAGUGUGCUAUUAGAUUCCUUUAUGAAAGCAUCUCUGAAACAACUGUAAAGGAGGAGUUUGAGGAAUUCUUCUAUGAUAAAAAAUUGUACAUCAAUACCCAGAGCAUUCCCACCUAUGUCUGUGGGUUUUUUGACUACUUUUCUAACUGUGUAAGUAUGUUAGAAGUCAUCAAAUUAGACUUUUUUGGUAAUUCAUCAGCUACAAGGACAGCAUGGAAAACUGUUAUCCCCGAAAAGGCAGUGUCCUUAUUCUUCAAUUGGGUUCGAAAGCUCAGAGGUUUAGAAAUUACAUUAAAAGAUUUCAAUCAAUUAGAAAAGGGUGAUGUUAAGUAUCUGGAAAAAAUAUGCUGCUCUGCCUCAAGUCUGAGACUGAUCAUCAACAAAUGUGCUGGCCUCACAGGAAAGUUGAGGGAAGUCCUCAAUAGCUGUACAAAUCUGCAGGAUCUUAUUGUAGAGUCCACACCUCUUAGCAUGGAAGAUGAACAACAGAUAACCAAAAUGAUGGUACUGAAAACUAUAAAGAUAAAAGACCUGCAAAGUGAAAACCAGCAUGGGGGCCUUCUUGAUGGAAUAUCUACUCUUACUAAUGUGGAAAAAAUUAUAUUUGAUAAUGUCCAGAUGAAUGAGAACACUGCUGACAAAUUAGCUGAAGGAUUAAAGAAUUUGAAAAAAUUGAAUUCCUUGCAGUUGAAAGAGCUUACACAUGUUGGAAAUGGAAUGAUAAGUAUAGUAAAAUCAAUAUCCUUAUAUCUUCAAGAACUGGAAGAAAUUUAUUUAGUUAACUGCUGCAUUUCGGGGACUGCUGUAGAAAUUCUAGUUCAGAAUAUUUGCAAUUUACCCAAACUUUCUGCUCUUGAUUUAUCCAACAAUUAUUUGGCAAAUGGAGGAAAAGAAGCCCUUUGUCAAUUAGUUGAAAGCUUAAAUGUCCUACCAAACAUGAGGAUUCUGAUGUUCCCUUGGGUGGAUGAAGUGAAUGAUUGCCUUGUUAAGUUAGAGGAGUUAAAGAGUAUGCCACAGUUGACCAAACUUGGGCUAAGGAAAUGGCAAACUACCAACUCUGACGCCAGAAUUCUGAAUGGUUAAAAAAUAAGAAUUCCACAUCAAUCCGACAUCUCCAUGCUGUGAGAAUGGAACAAACCUAGGGAAAAAGUAUACUGCAUAUACCGGUAUUCCAAGAAACUGCAGCACUAUAUAACAGUGGCCUCCUGCAUGAUAUCUUUCAAAAGACAUCAACAGUUUUGUCCAUUUGAAGAUGAUUAAAAUGUUCAAAACAGGGAUGAAAAUGUUCCCUGGGUUCUUAGUAAAAUUUGUUAUAAAAUUCUCUCAUAUUUGUUCUUUUUUAUUAUAGAAAAGCAGUUGUGCUGCAGUGGGAACUGUCAUCCAUAUUAAGCAUGUAAAGCAUAAAUGCUGGUCUUUAGCACUUCACAGCAUAGUGGCUGGUAACUAAUUUACAGAUAUAUUACCAACUAAAUUACCUUCUCCAAUCCAGGUUUGUUGAACUAUGACUUGGUUCACACAGAAUUCUAAACAAAUAAUUUCUUGUCCAAUGUUAUUAUUGAGUUCACGCAUCAUGAGAGGCAAAAACAAAACUCAUCAUAUUAUGGCGCAAUAUAUCUUUUCCCAGUUUAAAGCCAUCCUAGAUUAUUUUAACCAGUCUCUUUCAGAUUACAACUCCUAACUAAGCUCUUGGAAUUUUCAAAUAAGAUAGUGUGGACAAUACAUAUUACCUCAGACUCCUUAUCUCUCAGUAAGUCACUCAUUUUAUUUCUUUUCUGGAUACCAUCAGCUGUCACAAGACAUUAUAAAUCUGGACCUGAAAAGUGCAUAUUAGCUCCACAAAUGGAAGUGUGGUUUGGAAAACUACAUACACAAACACAAUUAUCAGACCUCUCCAUCAGACUGUGAACAAAUAGUGUAGCCAUUCCCAACCACGUGCCCUCUAGAUGAAAUCAAAUACGGCUAAAGAACACCAAGCGAGCAAGCACAUUCUGGCAAUACAUCUUCCAUGGCUACCUAUGCAAAAUUCGUGCUUAUUCUGCUACAGACUCUUUCUUUCCACACCUAGCC
Molecule: messenger RNA, 8466 nt
Organism: Crotalus tigris (Tiger rattlesnake)
Lineage: Eukaryota; Metazoa; Chordata; Lepidosauria; Squamata; Viperidae
Gene: NLRC4
Product: NLR family CARD domain containing 4
Exons: 8
Coding region: 4711-7482 (923 amino acids)
Biological process (GO): regulation of apoptotic process; detection of bacterium; defense response to bacterium
Source: RefSeq, a predicted model, not a curated record